This is a messenger RNA of Parastagonospora nodorum SN15, 252 nucleotides long. RefSeq lists its product as hypothetical. The record is from RefSeq and is a predicted model, not a curated record. The coding region runs from base 1 to 252 and encodes 83 amino acids. Lineage: Eukaryota; Fungi; Ascomycota; Dothideomycetes; Pleosporales; Phaeosphaeriaceae. The transcript has 2 exons.
AUGCGCAUCACCCACGACCAAGCCGUUUGCAAUGUGGUCAAAAACGGGAAGCAUGUUGCGCUCAGUGAUCAGUAUCGACGCCAACCGCGUUUCUGUGAGCACUCUAAAGACCUCUCACCGGCAGAGAGGGUGAACUGGGUUAUCCAAGUCGCCAAGAAGCAGAGAUGUGGGAAGGUCACCUAUAGCUGCCUGGAAAAACUGGUCGCAAGCUUCACGAUCUUUUUGUGCCAAGUUGCCAUCCUCCAUGGCUGA